CAAGAAUGUUGCUUAAAGUUCAUUUUUUGGUAGUUUUUUGUGUUUUUAAUCAAGUUCAAGGCAAAAAAAGUUCUGAAAGUAAAGAAGAUGGACCUGUAAAUUGUAAUAAAUUUCCGGGAACACACAGAAGUAUUCUCGGAUGUUGCAAUUACCCAUUUUUACAACAUGAUGAGACCUCAGUUCGUUGCAUGAGUGACGGAGCUUACGUUUAUGGACCUCCUUUGCGAAGCAAUUGUUUUGUUUACACUUGCGCCUUUAAAAAUCAUCAAAAAUUUAAUUCAAGCAUUUCUGAAGAAAAUUAUUUGGAUUUCAUGAUCGAUAAUUACGUGCAUUGGAAAUGGCUUCGAAUCAUCUCACCGGUUAUUGAAGAAUGUAAAUCGAAAGCUUUUGCCACUGAUUUGACCUCGUUCACGCAACCUCCUUACAACAUCGAUCCAGAAAGAUGUUUUUUGCCGUUUUUGAGCUUCACUUCUUGCAUUUACACUUACGGGUUUCGGAAUUGUCAUGGCGAUAUGUGGCUAAAAUCAAAAAAUUGUCAAAAAUGGAUGAAAUUCUUCAACACUUGUGACUCGAUCGACAACACACCGAAACUAUUGGAAGUGAUUCCAUUUUUAAACUUUUAAAUUUAUUUUUGGCACGAGCAAGUCUCCCUGAAAGGACAAAAAAAUGUAUCCAAAAACGAUU
Molecule: messenger RNA, 684 nt
Organism: Culicoides brevitarsis
Lineage: Eukaryota; Metazoa; Arthropoda; Insecta; Diptera; Ceratopogonidae
Product: general odorant-binding protein 68-like
Exons: 5
Coding region: 6-623 (205 amino acids)
Source: RefSeq, a predicted model, not a curated record